UCCGGCUUCCGGUCGGAGCUUGUCUUCCAAGUCCCGAGCUUGUGUUUCCACAAGGGAGACAGCCCCAAGCUCACUUUCUGAAACCUGCCUCGCGCCGGUUGUGAGUGGGCUCGAGCCCGGCCCUGCGGUCGGGGCGGCCCGGCCCGAGGGAGGCUGUUGGCAAGGAGAACAGGACGCCCUGUCUUCCGGAACGGAGGCGCCGCGCGCAGGCUGUUUCCGGAGGGUCCUAGCCCGUCGCUCGCUGUGCCCCGCCCCUCGCGCGGCCACGUCUCCCGGAGCAGUCCGGCCGGCAGCCGCCUAGGCUUCCGCGGCGCCCGGGUUUCAUGAUGUUAUUUGGUUGGAUUUCAAGCCACUUCUGAGACUGGAGAUCUUCCCACAAUGGAAAGCCUAGUGCGUGUCUUCCCAGCACCUCUGGGCCGCUGCUGAUGGCAGAGACUUGCAGCCCCUGAGUGUCAGUCCAGCCCGUCCCGCGCUGACCAUGGACAUAGUGCCGGCUGGAUCCAGCAGCAGCACGCCAGCUCACCCUGAGGCCCUCCCAGAGCCCCCAGGGUCACUGGUGCCGUCUGACCAGUUGGCUGAAGAUCCGUGUGCCGGUGCCGAGGCCCACGGAGCUGCAGAGGGAGGACGAGGCCUGCAUGGAGCUGGCAAGGCAGAUGCCUGUCCCAAUGGGCCGACACCGCCGUUCCCAGAGCCCGCGUCCCCUCUCGGUCCUGCCCCAAGCCCGCUGGGUACCGAGGCCUCUGCAGGUGUGGCUGGUUUCCAUGACAACCUAAGGAAGUCUCAGGGGACUGGUGCUGAGGGCAGUGCUAGGAAAGAAGCUUUGCAGUCCCUCAGACUCAGUCUUCCUAUGCAAGAGACACAACUGUGUUCAACGGAGGCCUCCCUGCCCUUGGAGAAGGAGGAGCAGGUCCGACUUCAGGCUCGGAGACGGCUCGAAGAACAGCUCAAACAGUACAGGGUGAAGCGUCAGCAGGAAAGAUGCAGUCAGCCUGCGGCCAGAGCGCGACUGUCCAGCACGCUCGACCCGGAGCUCAUGCUGAACCCGGAGGCUCUGCCGCGUGCCAGCCCGGUGGCUCUGACAAAGGAAUACUCCUUCCUGCGCACCAGUGUCCCCCGAGGGCCAAAAGUGGGCAGCCUCGGGCUCCUGGAACAUCCCAAGGGGAAAAAAAGUUCCAAAUCGAGCAAAAUCCGGUCUCUGGCUGAUUACAAAACUGAAGACUCCGGCGCCGGGAGCUGUGGGAACGGUCCGGCUGCAGACGCCGCCGUGGGCGCCCUGAAGCAGAGCCGGAGCAGCGUGACGUCGGUGGUGUCCGAGGUCAGCGCGUGUCCUGACGCCGAGGACCACCUGGAGAAUGCUUCCCUGAUGGGCGACAACACGUCCGAGGCCGACGGGAACGAGAGCGACAGCUCCUCCCACAGCAGCGUGUCAGCCCGCGGGGCGCGCGGGCUUCGGGUGGACGCCGUGGGCGCUCGCGAAGCUCCCUACGUAGUCAACGGCCAGGAGGUUGCCGCUGCCGCCCUGGGCCAGUUCCCCUCCAUCAAGGACGUGCUCCAGGCCGCGGUGGCCGAGCGCCAGGAGCAGGGGCGGGAGGCGAAUGGGGAGACGCGGAGCCGGACAGACAGCGUCUGCAGCAGCGUGUCCCUGGAAAGCUCCACUGCAGAGACCCACGACGCAGUGUUGCAGGCCCUGAAAGACAAGAUGAGACUCGAGGGUCAGCUGGAGGCGUUGUCCUUGGAGGCCAGUCAGGCGCUGAAGGAGAAGGCGGAGCUCCAGGCGCAGCUGGCCGCUCUGAGCACGAGGCUGCAGGCGCAGGUGGAGCAGAGCCACAGCAGCCAGCAGAAGCAGGACUCCCUCAGUUCCGAGGUGGACACCUUGAAGCAGUCUUGCUGGGACCUCGAGCGAGCAAUGACUGACCUGCAGAACAUGCUGGAAGCCAAGAAUGCCAGCCUGGCAUCGUCCAAUAGCGACCUGCAGGUGGCCGAGGAGCAGUACCAGCGACUCGUGGCCAAAGUGGAGGAGAUGCAGAGGAGCAUCCUCAGCAAGGACAACACAGUGCACGACCUGCGGCGGCAGAUGACAGGCCUGCAGAGCCAGCUGCAGCAGGUGCAGCUGGAGCGGACGGCGCUGAGCAGCAAGCUGAAGGCGUCCCAGGCGGAGAUUGCGUCCCUGCAGCACGUGCGGCAGUGGUACCAGGAGCAGCUGGCCCUGGCGCAGGAGGCCCGGGUCAGACUGCAGGGCGAGAUGGCCCACAUCCAGGUUGGACAGAUGACCCAGGCAGGCCUCCUGGAGCACCUGAAACUCGAGAACGUGUCCCUGUCCCACCAGCUGACAGAAACCCAGCACAGAUCCAUCAAGGAGAAGGAGCGCAUUGCCGUCCAGCUCCAGGGCAUCGAGGCUGACAUGUUGGACCAGGAGGCUGCCUUUGUGCAGAUUCAAGAGGCCAAGACAAUGGUGGAGGAGGACCUGCAGCGGAGGCUGGAGGAGUUCGAGGGCGAGAAGGAGCAGCUACAGAAGAUGGCGGCCACGGCCGCGUCCCUGGAGCAGCAGCUGGAGCAGGUGAAGCUGACUCUGCAGCAGCGAGACCAGCAGCUUGAGGCUUUGCAGCAGGAGCACCUGGACCUGCUGAAGCAGCUCACCUGCGCGCAGGAGGCGCUGCAGGCCCGGGAGCGCUCCCUGGGCGACCUGCAGGUGCGCUUCGACGAGCUGCAGGCCCGGCUGGAGGAGCUGCAGGAGGAGGCCGCGGCCAGGGACGAUGCGGUCCGCGUCCUGCAGCACGAGAAGAUUGUCCUGGAGGUGGCCCUGCAGGCGGCCAGGAGCGGCGAGGAGGAGCUGGACAGAGGGGCACAGCGCCUGGAGGAGGGCGCUGAGGAGACGUCGCAGGUUCUGGAGCAGCUGAGACGAGAGUUAGCUGUCAAGUCCAGCCAGGUGGAGCAUCUGCAGCAGGAAGCUGCCUCUCUGAGAAAGCAGACGCAGAAAGUCAAGGAGCAGUUCCUUCAGCAGAAGGUGAUGGUGGAGGCCUACCGCCGGGACGCCACCUCCAAGGACCAGCUCAUCGCUGAGCUCAAGACCACGAAGAAGAGACUGGACUCAGAGCUGAAGGAGCUGAGGCAAGAGUUAAUUAAACUUCAAGGGGAGAAAAAGUCCGUGGAGGUGGAGCAUGCGCGCUUGCAGAAGGAAGUGUCCCACGUCCGUCAGCAGAUGGCCGAGCUCGAGGGGCAUCUCCAGGUGGCGCAGAGGGAGCGCGACGAGAUGGAGACGCACUUACAGUCUUUGCAGUUUGAUAAAGAGCAGACGGUGGCCCUUAUGGAGGCCAACGAGGCGCUGAAAAAGCAAAUUGAAGAGCUCCAGCUGGAAGCCACCAAGGCCAUCACGGAACAGAAGCAGAGGAUGAAGCGGCUGGGCUCAGACCUGAGCAGCGCCCAGAAGGAGAUGAAGACCAAGCACAAGGCUUAUGAAAACGCCGUGGGCAUCCUUAGCCGCCGCCUGCAGGAGGCCCUCGCGGCCCAGGAGUCGGCAGAGGCGGAGCUGGGCCAGCUGAAAGCCCAGGGGGCUGGCGGCAGCAGCGACCUCACUCUGCACGAGAGGAUCCAGGCUCUGGAGGCCGAGCUGCAGGCCGUCGGCCACAGCAAGACGAUGCUGGAGAAGGAGCUCCAGGAGGUCAUCUCCCUGACCAGCCAGGAGCUGGAGGAGUACCGGGAGAAGGUGCUGGAGCUGGAGGACGAGCUUCAAGAAUCCAGAGGCUUCAGGAGGAAGAUAAAGCGCCUGGAGGAGCUGAAUAAGAAGCUGGCCCUUGAGUUGGAGCACGAAAGAGGGAAGCUUACGGGCCUGGGGCAGUGCAGCGCGGCCCUGCGGGAACACAACAGCGUCUUAGAGACCGCGUUAGCCAAGAGGGAGGCCGACCUGGUUCAGCUGAACCUCCAGGUCCAGGCGGUCUUGCAGCGGAAGGAGGAGGAGGACCGGCAGACGAAGCAGCUCGUCCACGCCUUGGAGGCUGCGCUGGAGCGGGAGAAGGCUGAAGUGCACGGCCUCAAGGAGCAGGUUGCUGCGGCCAAGGCAGAAGCAGGACAUAACCGCCGCCACUUCAAGGCCGCCACCUUGGAGCUGAGCGAGGUGAAGAAGGAGCUGCAGGCCAAGGAGCAGCUGGUGCAGAAGCUGCAGGCCGAGGCCGAGGGUCUCCGAAUCCAAGAGGGGCAACAUUCCCAGGAAAUAGGACUGUUCCAGGCGGAGCUGGCGGAGGCCCGGGCCCAGCUCCAGCUCCUGCAGCAGCAGCUGGACGAGCAGCUAAACAGGCAGCCUGUGGGAAACCAAGAGAUGGAAAAUCUCAAAUGGGAGGUGGAUCAGAAAGAAAGAGAAAUCCAGUCCUUGAAGCAGCAGCUGGACUUGAGUGAACAGCAGAGUAAAAAAGAGCUCGAUGGAACCCAGCACUUGCUGCAGAACAUCAAGGCCGAGCUGGAGACGGCGCGGGAAGACCUGUCCCUGAGCCAGAAGGAGAAGUUCAUGCUGCAAGCUAAGGUGUCGGAGCUGAAGAGCAACAUGAAGAGUCUUCUCCAGCAGAACCAGCAGCUCCGGCUGGACCUGCGGCGCGGCGCGGCCAAGACGAGGAAGGAGCUGAAAGGUGAGACCAGCUCUUCUGGCCCUGUGACCCCAGUGAAGAUCCCCGACUGCCCCGUCCCGGCCUCCCUGCUCGAGGAGCUGCUGCGGCCCCCGCCUGCCGUGAGCAAGGAGCCCCUCAAGAACCUCAACAGCUGUCUCCAGCAGCUGAAGCAGGAGAUGGACAGCCUUCAGCGCCAGAUGGAGGCCCACACCGUCACCGUGCACGAGUCGCUGUCCUCGUGGACUCAGGGGGACCCCGCCGCCAGCCCAGCUCCCCCAGGAGACCACGCCAACCCCCGGGGAGACACAGAGCGGCGCGGCCAGUGCGGGGCCUCCAGAGAGGGGCUCGGGACGGCGGCUGCCGUGCGCCCACCGCCCGAGUGCUUGUGACUUCCCAAAGGAACACUCUUAUGUCAAGAUUAUUUAUUUGACUGUUUGCUCUGUUUUUCUAAGAGAUGAGGUUUAAAUUUUACAUUUGCCUUUACAAGGAGUCAAAGGACAGAACGAGAGGCGAGGAUUAGAGAAAUAGUCAUUGCAAAUCACAACUCGCUUUUCCCGUGGAAUGACCAAAUCUGAACAACCCGGCCUAGAUCUCAGCAGGAAGGUUUUGAGUGUGUCCGAAGAUGCUGCUGUCCGAGGGGGACGCCAGCCGGCGGCCCCUGCAUGACUGGGUCCCGUUUCUCUCCUGAUUCAGAAGAGCUUUACCUCCCUGCAGAAAUGAAACUUUAUUUGCACCUUUGGUUCUUACUUUAUUUUUAAUGGCUAUCUCACCAUAGGAUGUGUAUAUAAAUACUGAAAAUCAAUCUAAUCUUUAAAAAAUAUGUAUUAUUUAAGAAUGAUCUGAAUUGUCUUUUUAUUGAUUGCCUUUUGAAAAUGUGCUGUCAGGAAAUAAUGUCCAUGUAGGGUUUAGGGAUGCCAGUCAGAAAAUUGUAUUUUAAGAAAUCAUUAUUUUAUUUACUGUUCUAAAACCAAAUAUUCCUAGAAAAGGUUCUUUAUUUGAGUUUCACUUUAUUUUCUACGGCCUUGUCGUAAGUGCACAACGUCUCCGUCACCUGACCCCCGGCCCUGCAGGAACCCAGUCACCGUGCUGGCCUGAUGUGGGAGACGCUGGAGGAGCGGCAGGGGGAGGGGGGCGGGGCUGCAGACCCAGGCUUCUCCAGGCUGCCCCCACCCCCACGCCCACCGGAAAUGCCCGGCAGGGCCUGUGUGGUCAAGAAGGUUCGGAAGGCCCUGCAAUCUCUCCUCUGGAGACACUGAGGUUUCUAGAAAGGGCAGCUCAGCUCCGUGGGAAGGCGGUGGCUGCCCCCCCCACCCCCCCGCAGCUGUCCCGUGGGGGAGGACGGGGUUUGGAGCUUGCUGAGCUGGGGGGGUUUCUUGUGGACAUUUCUCCACCUGAAACAGGGAAGCGCUGCAGAAACUGACGGGCUGGGACCCUGAGGUCUGUAGCUCUGUCCCCUACUUGGCUAAGAAAUCUAAACUAGUCCCUACUGUUGUGAGUUAGAGCAGAGAGGCCUCUGGUGCGGACCACUGGUCUGGAGAGGAACUUGGAGCUGUUACUGAUCGGGCCACCUACACCUGUGUCAGCUUACUACUUUCGUCUCUCUUCAGGAUGAAGCAGUUUGGUGUUUUUAAGCUGUUUGUGUUCUCUCGUAAGAUGCUGUUAGAAGGUUCACCGAUAAAGUAGCAUUGACCACAAAGAUGUUUUAGUGUUUUAAAAAAAUUCCCUAGCAAGUAUUGGGACUUCUGAAAUGUGCAUAUCAUUUGUACAGGGUUUAUCCUGAAAUACUACUUGAAGACUUCAUUAUAAAUAUAUCCACUUUUCAUCUGAAGUUGGAAACUGUUUUUGACAAAAUUGUUUUUGUACCGUUAGAGGAGAAAAAUCAUAAUUUACAUUAUUUAUUUGGGGUGUAUUAUCCUCAGUUUUAAUUUUAAAACCAGCACAGGCCCCUCAGCCUCCUGCUGUUGCUGCUGCGUCACUGGCCCUGGGGACGGCGGUCAGGCGCUCUUAGGAACGGGUCAGCUGGUUGUGAGCAGGGCUCUGCUCCUCACUUGUUUCGUUCACGUCUUACCCUCUGUGUGCGUGUGCACCUGCCCCCGUGUGGGAGCUGUGUGCCUGCGGCGAUGGCAGCAGCGCCUCCUGGUUUUCUGACGUCACCCUGUGCCUUUGUCGUCACCCCACCUUUCAGUUCACCCUGGCUGUGUUUCCUGUGUGGCUCACAGCCCCGGAUCCGGGGCCUUUUUGUCCAGCCUUUCGUUAGGGCUUCCUUAACCGGCCACCUGGGAGAGGAAGCUGGACUCUCCUGCACCUGGUGUGUCGAGGGUUUGUUGUUGUUUUUAACCUCCCACAGCUAGAGUCUGCAGUGAGUAUCAUUUGAAAUGUUCUCCUGUUGUGGGCAGAAGUGGGAAUUCAGAAUUUAUUCAUGGAAAACGAAAGUCCCGUCUGGAGUACUUGUAAACAUAGGUUUGCUGUUACGUUGUGUGUGUGGAUAUUACUCAUCCUGGGUCAUGAAUACCGUACGCCAGGUCCUCGCCACAGAGGACACUGGUUUGGACACAUCCUCGUGUCAUUUCUUAUAUGUUUUAUGUUCCAAAGAAAAUCCUCCUCCACCGUGGUUGCCACUGACCUCUCCGUGGAGCACAGUGGAUGGAUGCCAUUGGAUAGUAUGGAUUUAUAUGCUUUUGUUCUACUCUUUGGAAGGUCUAACAGGUCAAGUUCUGAUAGGAUAUACAACUGGCUUUUACUGUGGCCCGGGGUCAGGAUAAAGGGACAGGCCUGCUGAGAAGAUUCUCUCUAAACUCUUCCUCAGUUUACAGACUUUUGGUGUAGGGAUGCUGCCAACACCAUGACAUGCAUUCCUACUCCCAUGAGUAACUUCUACAUAGAAAUGCCAUGUCCUGUGUAAAGAUUUCUAGGAGUAAGGGACCAGCGUAUCUGAAGGGCAAAUGUCCUGGAACCUUCCUCAAGGACCCCUGCGAUGUGUGAGACAUUCUGAGCCUUACUCGAACAAGUUCACUGACUUCCGUUCCAGGCACAUCUGGUUGUCUAAUGGUCUCAGGUUGUAAUAGGAUGCUGGAGGGCAACGUUUUAGAGGAUCUAGAAAACUUGGUGGCUUUAAGUUACUCAUUUCUGUUAAAAAUUUCCUCAUGAAAGGAACUCCUCAGGUUGGGGCUGUUCAAGGGAAAGGUGUCACCAUGCACAGGGAAUUGUAACUUUAAAAAGCAUGUUGAUUUUUUAUAAAUUUAAGUGUGCUGGGGGAAUUCCUUAAAUUUUGUGCAAUAAACUAUUUUUGUUAAAGAUUU
This is a messenger RNA of Suricata suricatta (meerkat), 7894 nucleotides long. It is a transcript of the gene GOLGA3, whose product is annotated as golgin A3. Bases 479 to 4984 code for a protein of 1501 amino acids. Lineage: Eukaryota; Metazoa; Chordata; Mammalia; Carnivora; Herpestidae. The record is from RefSeq and is a predicted model, not a curated record. The transcript is spliced from 24 exons.